Molecule: messenger RNA, 1446 nt
Organism: Iphiclides podalirius (scarce swallowtail)
Lineage: Eukaryota; Metazoa; Arthropoda; Insecta; Lepidoptera; Papilionidae
Source: the annotation of a GenBank genome assembly
AUGAAGGUCGUAGAGGACGAGCGGCCCAUCCGCGUGAUGGACGGCGCGUGGAGCACCGAGGGCGUGAUAAGGGAGAUCGCGGCCGAGGGCACACAGGAGGACCCCUUCUACCUGAUGGACCUCGGCGAGGUCGUCGCCCGGUACCACCACUGGAAGGAGCUGCUCCCGCGCGUCGAGCCGUUCUACGCCGUCAAGUGCAACGACGACAAGCUGCUGGUGAGCACGCUGGCGGCGUUGGGCGCCGGCUUCGACUGCGCGUCCAAGGCCGAAAUCGAACUGGUCACCGCCGUCAAGUGCAACGACGACAAGCUGCUGGUGAGCACGCUGGCGGCGUUGGGCGCCGGCUUCGACUGCGCGUCCAAGGCCGAAAUCGAACUGGUCACCGGUCUGGGAGUGCGCCCCGAACGCAUAAUAUUCGCGAAUCCGGCCAAGAUGGCGUCCCACAUCCGCCACGCGUCCACCGUGGGCGUGGACCUGAUGACCUUCGACUCUGAGACCGAGCUGGUCAAGAUCAAGCAGUACAUGCCGCACGCCCAGUUGGUGGUCCGCAUCAGAUGCGACGCCGAGUCAGCCCUGUGCCCGCUCGGCAUCAAGUUCGGCUGCGACCCGAUCACCGAGGCUCCCAGGCUGCUCAAGCUGGCUGCGGUCUUCGGUCUCAGGGUGGUGGGCGUGUCGUUCCACGUGGGCUCGGGCGCGCAGGAGACGGGCGUGUACGCGCGCGCGAUCCAGUUCUGCCGCGCGCUCUUCAGCCUGGGCGCGGCGGCCGGACACUCGAUGCGCCUGCUCGACCUCGGCGGCGGAUUCCCGGGACACUCGGGCUCCAGCAUCCGCGAGGUGGCGCAGGUGAUCAACGCGGCGUUGGACGCCAACUUCUCCGGCUGCGAGGUGCGCGUUAUCGCCGAGCCGGGCCGCUAUUUCGCCGCAGCCGCUUACACCCUGGCCGCAAUGGUGCAUGCCAAGCGCGAGAUUCCUGCAAAGGACGAUGAGGAAGGCGAAGAACUGCAUACCAUGUAUUUCAUCAACGAUGGCGUCUACGGAUCGUUCAACUGUCUGCUGUAUGAUCAUCAGGUGGUGGUGCCCAUUCCACUGCAGCAGACGGAGGGAGCGCCGCGCAGCGCGUCCGUGUGGGGCCCCACGUGCGACGGGCUGGACUGCGUAGUACCGCGCACCCGGCUGCCGCCGCAGCCGCUGGGCGCGUGGCUGGUGUUCCGCGACAUGGGCGCCUACACGCUGCCCGUGGCGUCCACCUUCAACGGCUUCCCCGUGCCGAAGGUGCGCGCCGUCGUCGACCGCCGACUGUGGGCGGUGCUCAAGGAGCUGUGGCCCCUCACCGAGGCGCACUUCGCGGAGGGCGAGCGGCUCGCGGAACCGCAGACGCCGCCCCCCUCGCCGCUCGCGCCCGCCGACGCCCUGCCCCGCACCGUCUUCGUGGAGUGCGCCCUCAAG